Messenger RNA from Lindgomyces ingoldianus, 1044 nucleotides. RefSeq lists its product as uncharacterized. Bases 1 to 1044 code for a protein of 347 amino acids. The record is from RefSeq and is a predicted model, not a curated record. Lineage: Eukaryota; Fungi; Ascomycota; Dothideomycetes; Pleosporales; Lindgomycetaceae. The transcript is spliced from 7 exons.
AUGGCCAUGCCGCCAGGCCUCACGCGAGAGAUAUCACCACCGAGAUUGGCGAAGCGACGAAAGGGUUCACAGUUCCCGGAAGCCAGGAUAGAAGACCACCUUAUAUACUUUACACAACAGCUAGCCAAAUCUUUGAGGGAGUCUUCAGGAGGCGGCCCAAGAGUGUUUAUUAAUGAUUUUGCGGAUUUAUAUAAACAAAACCAGCAUGAGCAUGGCAACUACUUUGUCAUUUAUCAGCAUAAUCAUCCAAUCCGAGAAAUGGCGCUUACAAGUUCUCUAGACGACCUCCUACUUCAAUUUUCAGGAACUAAUUUAAUUCUUUUUCAAUUCCUCAAGAUUUGUCCCGGAAUCCAAAUUCAAAAAGUCCUGGCCUCAUGGCAGUUGAGACGAGGGCACAAAAUCUGCUUUCUACUCACUUCAGAGCCCUCAUAUCAUAGCACCCCCUCAUCUUAUCGGCCUCUCGGCAAGACCUCCAAGAACAAGCCACCAUCUCCACAAACUAUAGAUAAUCCAUCGAGAGAAUGGGAAAUUGAUUCAAGCCUUCCAAACCUGCUACAUCCGGCUGCGCACCCACGGAACACGUAUACAAUCACUAUUCGUCUUCCCUCUACCAAUGAUAUCAACAAAUCCCAAUCCUUCUUUACUCCUCGUAAGCACAGAAAUGGAACGAAACUCACUCGGCCCGAAUCAACCCAUUCGGAACGCGAGUCACUACAACCCCAACGUCUCUCUGAUGAGGCUGAGCAAGAUCUCGACACCGACCCCGAGGAAGAUACCAUCACUCGCCUUAACAACGCGUAUUCCGGCGCUUCAAACAACAUUGGCUCUAUCCAUCAACGUCGCGGCUUUGUCUUAGAGAAAGGGAUGUGGAGAGUGGAGGGUGACGGAGGCUUUGAGCCAUUCUAUGCUAGAAGAAGGAAUUUUGAAAGGAGUAUUGUUACUGGAAGAUUAGCAAGAGAAGUGGAGAGUAACAAGGGAUUUGAAAGGUUUGCUGGCUGGAUGGGUUGGAGUUAUGACGGAGAUGACCGAGCUAGAAAUGGAUAG